CUCUGGCUCCCCCUCCGUGCGCUCACACAGGCAAUGGGGCCGGCCUGCGUGCCAGAGUGAGUCAGACUCCGGGCGGCGCUGCUACACAGUCCGGCAGCCCGAGCAGCCAUUCAUCAGCAGAAAAUAAAAGGGGCAGGAAUCGGCGGGGAGGAGAAAGGGAGACAGAGACAUUCAUCCCGGAGCAAUCUCCCCGGAGCCAAGCCAGAGUCUGCUCCAGCGCUUGACGCCCGCCCGCCCGUGUUGCUGUGAGCCGGAGGAGCGGGGCAGAGAGCGGCCCGUCGCAGCCGCUCUCCGGCGCCGGGAGCAGCGAGCAUUCCUGCCCGAACACUCCCACCAUGGCCGGCUAUGUGCCCGGUCAGAUCCCCAGCACCUUCGCCGAGGAGAAGGAGUUCGUUCAGGCCUACGAGGACGUCCUGGAGAGGUACAAAGAUGAGCGUGACAGAGUACAGAAAAAGACGUUCACAAAAUGGAUCAAUAAACAUCUAAUAAAGGUACGGAAACAUAUAAAUGAUCUUUAUGAAGAUCUACGAGAAGGACAUAACUUGAUCUCCCUCCUGGAAGUCCUCUCUGGGGUGACUCUACCUCGUGAGAAAGGACGCAUGCGAUUUCACAGGUUGCAAAAUGUACAGAUUGCACUUGACUAUUUAAAGCAACGGCAGGUGAAAUUAGUGAAUAUUAGGAAUGAUGAUAUUACUGAUGGGAAUCCCAAGCUAACUCUUGGUUUAAUUUGGACCAUAAUUCUACAUUUCCAGAUCUCAGAAAUUUAUGUGAGUGGAGAAUCUGGUGACAUGUCUGCGAAAGAAAAGCUGCUACUUUGGACACAGAAGUUGACAGAAGGAUAUUCUGGGUUAAAGUGUUCCAAUUUUACUUCCUGUUGGAGCGAUGGAAAAGUAUUUAAUGCUAUCAUUCAUAAAUACAGACCAGACCUCAUUGACAUGGAGAAAGUUUCCGUUCAGAGCAAUCAAGAGAAUCUGGAGCAAGCCUUUGCCGUUGCUGAAUCACUUGGUGUCACAAGACUGUUGGAUCCAGAAGAUGUUGAUGUCCCAUCGCCCGAUGAGAAAUCGGUGCUCACUUACGUCUCCUCUAUUUAUGAAUCAUUCCCUAAGGUCCCAGAAGGUGGUGAAGGUAUUACUGCAAAUGAGGUUGAUUCCAAAUGGGAGGAAUACCAAGAUAAAGUAAACUAUCUCUUCCAGUGGAUCAGGCAGCACAUCAGGCGGAUGUCCGAUAAAGCUUUUCCACACAAUCCUGUAGAACUUAAGGCACUUUAUAAUGAAUAUGUACAUUUUAAAGAAACUGAAUUACCAGCAAAAGAACUAGAAAAGGCACAAAUACAACAUUUGUACAAAUUGUUUGAGGUUUGGAUAGAGUUUGGUCGAUUUAUGCUUCCCCAAGGUUUCCACCCCAAUGAUGUAGAAGAAGAAUGGGGCAAACUGAUCUUUGAAAUGUUAGAUCGAGAGAAAGCCCUCAGACCUGCAGUAGAAAGGCUGGAACUACUACUGCAGAUUGCCAAUAAAAUUCAAAAUGGAGCUUUAAAUUGCGAAGAAAAAUUAACAUUAGCCAAAAAUACCCUGCAGGCUGAUGCUACUCAUUUAGAAUCAGGGCAGCAGUUUCAUUAUGAAACUGAAGUGGUCAUGUACUUAGAAGAGUGUGAACGAUUAAUACGACAGCUACAAAUUGACGUGCAGAUUCUCCGAGAUGAGAAGUAUUAUCAGGUGGAACAGAUUGUUAUGAGAAUCAUUAAACUGCAGGAUGAACUGGUGACGUUGAGGCUCGAGUGCACCAACCUGUACAGGAAAGGACAUUUUAUCUCCUCAACAGACCACUUGCAGCCUUUGAACCUGACUGCCAUUGACUUAACAACUGAUGUUGGUUCAAGCACUUUACACAUCUCCUCCCUCACGGGAUUUAAAAAACCCACAACAAGAUCAGAAUUGAUUGCAAUCUCUUCAACGCAAGAUGAAGGAAGCCUGCGAUUUGUCUAUGAGCUUUUGGCCUGGGUGGAGGAAACGCAGGUUAAACUUGAUCGAGCUGAAUGGGGCACGGACUUGCCCAAUGUGGAGAUGCAGCUGGAAACACACAGGACAAUCCAUGCUGCAGUGGAAGAACUGGACUCUAGUCUUAAAGAAGCUAAAAUUUAUGAAGGCCAAAUCUCUUCAAACUUCAAGACCAGUUAUUCAGAUACGCUAUGUAAACUGGAAGUACAAUACCUCAAACUACUGGAAACAUCAAGGCUGCGUUUGAGACACUUGUUAAGUUUGCACAGUUUUGUAUCAAAUGUGACAACUGAGCUUAUUUGGCUAAAUGAAAAGGAGGAGGAAGAAUUGGCCUACGAUUGGAGUGACAACAAUACGAAUAUUUCUACAAAGAAAGAAUAUUUCAUCGACCUAAAGAAAGAACUGGAGCAGAAGCAAAUGUUUAUUAAGUCCCACCAGGAGACAGGAGAACAGCUUUCACUGGAGAGCCAUCCCGCCAGGCAGACGGUGGAGGCAUACAGUGCAGCACUUCAGACACAGUGGCACUGGAUCAAACAGCUAUGCUGUUGUGUGGAGCAACAUGUGAAAGAUAACACUGCCUACUUCCAGUUUUUAAGUGAUGUUAAAGAAGCAGAACAAUAUUUACGAAACCUGCAGGAGACAAUAAGGAGAAAAUAUAAGUGUGAUCGGACCAGUAGUCUGUCAAAACUGGAGGAUCUACUUCAAGAUUCAAUGGAUGAAAAGGAACAACUGAUAAAGUACAAGAGUUGCAUAGCGGGUCUCGUCGGAAGAGCAAAAACAAUUGUCCAGUUGAAACCGCGAAAUCCCGAUAAUGUUUUAAAAGGGACUAUCCCAAUCAGAGCGAUCUGUGACUACAGGCAAAUCGAGAUCACUGUUUGUAAGAAUGACGAGUGUGUUCUGGAGGACAACUCUCACAGAACAAAAUGGAAGGUUAUUAGUCCCACUGGUAACGAGGCAAUGGUUCCAUCGGUCUGCUUUACUAUCCCUGCACCCAACCAGGAGGCCAUUGACACUAGCAACAGAAUUGAACAGAUAUAUCAGAAUGUUAUGGCUUUAUGGCACCAACUCCACCUUAAUAUGAAAAGUGUUGUGGCUUGGAACUACCUAGUGAAAGAUAUUGAAACUAUUCACAGUUGGAACAAAGACACUAUUAAAACACUCAAAGCAACUGAGCAGCAGCAACUGAUGAAAAACCUCCAGGUGCAUUAUGAGGAUUUCCUUGAAGACAGCCAGGAGUCUCAGGUGUUUUCCAUUGCGGACAGACUGCGAUUAGAGGAAGAGGUGGAUGGUUGUAAGGAGCAUUACGAGCAGCUAUUGGCCACCAUGGAAACAGAGGAAAAAGAUGAAACGCUGAGUAAGACCUGCAUCUCGGAGCUACAAAAUAUACACCUGCGCCUGGAAAAGUAUAACGACCGAUUAAUACGGAGACUUCAAGCCUCAGUUGAAGGAGAUGUCAUGCAAGAAAAUACCUUCAGAAUUGCUGAACAGGAGCACAUGCAGCAGGAAUUAAGUGGGUUGAAAUCUGAAUUGAAUGAGGUGACAAAGAGAUGCAAGACCUUUUUCUACCAGUCUCCUUCUGCGGCUAGUAUCCCAGUUCUACGCUCUGAGUUGGACCUGGUGGUGCAGAAGAUGGAUCAAGUGCAUUCAUUGUCCUCGGCCUACUUGGACAAGUUGAAGAUGGUGGAUGUGAUUUUGAAAAAUAGCCAAGGAGCGGAGAUGUUGGUUAAGAUGUAUGAAAUGAAGCUGAGUGAGGAGGACAUGGUCCCAGUAAACCAGCAGGCUGUUAAAGGACACAGGAGCGUGCUGCAGCAAUGGCUUGGCGAUGUGAAGGAGAAGCAGGAAGUGUUUUCCUCUUUGGAAGAGGAAAUGCAACGAGCGCAGGCGGUUUGCAAACAUCUCUUUGAGCUACACAAUGAGCGCAGCUUGGAUUUGGAACGACAUCAAGAGAAAGCAGUGCAGCUGAAAGACCGAUGGCGAAACAUCCAAACGCAGAUCGAGACCAGAGAGUCUGAAUUGGCGACCAUCGAAGCAUUGCUGAAGAAUUACAGGGGCUGCCAUCAGUCACUAAUAGAUUGGAUUGAGGAAACCACUGCACAGCAAGGGAAGAUGGAGCCAGGGAAGGCAGAAGAUACAAAGAUCCUCUCUGAACAGCUGAGUCAACAAAUGGCUCUGGUUGCUGAAAUAGAAAAUAAUCAAAUCAAACUUGAUGAAUGCCAGAGUCUGUCUAAACAGUACUCUGCUGGUGUGAAGGAUUACGAACUGCAGUUGAUGACCUACAGAGCCUUUGUUGAAUCUCACCAAAAGUCACCCGUAAAACGCCGUAGAAUGCAUUCAUCAUCAGAUGUCAUAACCCAAGAGUUCAUGGAUCUCAGAACACAAUACACCGCACUGGUGACUCUAACAACUCAACAUGUGAAGUAUAUCAGUGAUGCUUUGAGGCGGCUGGAAGAAGAGGAGAAAAUUGUCGAGGAGGAAAAGCAGGAACAUGUUGAAAAAAUGAAGGAACUCUUAGGCUGGGUUUUGAACACGGAUCAGAUCCGAAAAAAUAAGAAUGUUUUACCAGAAACAGCGGGCCUGGAAUCCAUUGAGCAGUCAUUCAGUGAGCAGCAGGUAAUCACUGAAGAACUCAAUGCCAAGAAAGACCAUGUAGCAGAGGCAAUCAAAACCACACAGAUUUUUCUUGCCAAACAUGGAAACAGAAUAUCUCCAGAAGAACAGCAACAGGUGACAUCGCAGUUGAACACACUGAAGGAAACCUAUGGUAAACUGUGUGACGAGUCUGCAGCAGAGCUCCAGCAACUACAAAACAAGCUCACUCACGAAGUGCAACGAAAGGGGAAUGAAACAAUUGCAGGUGUGAUUGACCUGGGAACAGUAGAAAUCUUUUCAAUUUUCCGUGCCAUGCAGAAGGGUUUUAUAGACCAAGACACAGGCCUUGCCCUGCUUCAGAUUCAAGUGAUUAAUUCUGGCCUCCUUAUUCCUGAAACCGGCGAAUUCCUGACGGUGGAACAAGCUUUAGAAAGAGGUGCGAUAGAUAAUCAAACAGCUAAAUCCUUGAAAGAGCUGCAAGCUGCCGCACAGCUCUUGAAAAGCACCGAUUUUAAAAGCAAUAAACUUCUCCCUGUGGCCACUGCUGUUGAAGAGAAAAAAAUUGAUGAGAAUGUGGGACUGAAGAUUUUGGAGAUCCAGCUUAACUGUGGCUUUGGAAGCUUACCAUCAAAUGAAGCUGUGGACCUAGAGAAAGCUUUCCAACUGGGCCUGAUCAGUGCUUCCCUCCACUCGAAGAUGAAGGCUAGACAAAGAGUACAGAAAGGUUUGAUUGAUCCUAACACAGGAGAAAAGCUUGGACUGCAAGAAUUGAUACAACGAUGCAUUGUAGAUAAAGAAAGUGGAUUAACUUUAUUUCCAAUAAAGCAACUUGCCGGUGGGAUGAUAUGUCUGAAAUCUGGAAGGAAGGUCAGCUUAUUCCGUGCUAUCCAAGAAGGCUUGAUAGACCAACAGGUGAUGGUCAGACUUUUAGAGACCCAAUUAUUUGCAGGUGGCAUCGUAGACCCGCGAACAGGGCACCGUCUAACAGUGGAUGAAGCAGUGAGACAUAAUCUCAUCGAUCACGAUAUAGCUUGUUCCAUAUUAAUUCGUCAAAUCCAGACGGGCGGUAUUAUCGAUCCUGUCUCAGCUCAGCGAUUGACUCUGGAUGAGGCUGUACAACGGGGUUUGAUGACUCCGAGAAGCGCAUUGGUUGUAUUGGAGUCACAGCUGUCCUUUAAGGGACUGCUGUGGCCAAAUUCUGGUGAAGUCCUUCCCGUGGCCACUGCAGUGCAACAGGGUCUUGUCUCCAUUGAUCUUGCACACGCAUUCCUGAAGAAGAGACCCACCAUAUCAGAACUUUAUUGCCCUGAAACCACUGAGGUACUGUCUUGGGAAGAAUCAAUUGAGCAAGGAAUUUUAGACGACAAAGCGGCUGAAGUAUUGAAGUCAAUUUGUAUUCCAGAUACGAUGCCAAAUAUGAAAGAGCCUGGUUUUCCAAUUGUGGACAGAUUGAACUGGAGGACGGCUGGUGGAACACUGCCAAAUUCCAGUCUGAAAUCCCUGGUUGCUGACAACAAUACACCAGUCUCACAUAGUCAAAUAGUAGAAGAAAGGCUAUUGUCUUUCUUAAUGGCACAAAGUUAUAUGAAUGUGCAUAAUGGUAACAGAUUGCUUUUGAUUGAUGCCAAGUUGAAUGACAUCACUAAAGAAUUCAUAAGAGCAAGAACUGCAGUUGUGAAAAGUAUAAAAACAUUGGAAGAAUGCAAUGAAGAAUAUGAUACCAGCACAAAUGAUGCUGAAUUAUACCAUCCAGUGACGCUAACAGUAAAACAACAUGACAGCUCUAAAGCAAGUGAUGAGAUAGAAGCUGGUUAUGGAAUGUAUGAAAGACAAUCGGAUGGAUGGAUUAAGGAAAUUAGAAACAGUGAGGAAAUGCCUUUAAAGAAGAAUGUGGAUUUUCCAGCCUCUGAAGAAAAAACAUAUAAGACUGAAAUCUGUUGCAAGGAUAUUGUGACUAAUGAACAACAAGCAGUUGGAAAGGAACUGGACACAAUGGAAUAUGAAAAUGGUCAAAAAGAAAGACUGAAAAUACUGCCCGGCAAAUCUAAAUUUGAAAGUGUAAUUAGUGUAAAAUCAAAUGUUGCUGAAAAAUCUACAAAAGGAUCACAGAAAGCAAAUAUGUCUAGCAUAGUUACUGAAACUUCUCAUUAUGCAAUAAGUGAUGUAAAAAUUCAAUCCACUUCACAGUAUCAAGUUGACGAUAAAUGCUUUGAGGAAGAAGCCAUCGUUUUGCAGACAGUUGAAGCGAUCCAUCUGCCAGACUCUCAAAUUACUUCAACCAGUUCAGUUGUAGGUUUUCCAGCGUCAGCAGUUCACGGGUCAUUGAAAGAGACUCCGUGUGGUGUAAUACUAAAUAAUGGAGCCAAAGCUGUCAUAAGCGUUAGCAGGACUGGACCAACAUUGUGUGAUAUUAAAAAUGGAAUUGGCCAAGGCAAUGUGAAAGGAUCCUUAAAAGGGAACAUUGCAGAAUUGCAUAGUGGUGAGCAAAAUCCUGAACUAAAUGAUCCUGCAAAAUAUUUCCAAUGGCAGGAAUUGCCAAUGAUGUCAGAGCCAAGAGAAGACUAUUUGGAUGAUGAAUCCACUUUAAAUGUUCUGAUUGACCAGCUUCAAAAUGGUGGUGUCGUUGAUGAACAGACAGGCCAGAGACUAGCACUGAAUGAAGCCGUAACCAAGGGAGUGCUUCCAAGCCACACUGCUCUCAAACUAGUUGAAAAACUGGCCAUCUUCGGUGGUUUCUUUGAUCCACAGACUUGUGAAACUGUGACGGUGGCUGAGGCAGUGGACGAGGGUCUGGUGAAUGAACAGAUGAUUCGGAAGAUCUUGAACUCUGAGAAAGUUAUCUGUGGGGUCAUCACUCCAGGUUGCACUGCUGUGCGUUCAGUCAAGGAUGCAGCUGAAGUAGGCCUUCUGGAUCAAGAAACUGCAGCAAGAGUCCUGGAGGGACAAGUCAUUUCUGGUGGGAUCGUCGACUUAAAACGAGGCAAACAGUUAUCAGUGACUCUCGCAUCAAAAAUGGGCUUAGUGGACCAGGCCCAUCGGGGUAAUUUGAUCAAGCUAGAAAAGGCCACAAAGGGAAGAGAAUCGGAUGAAAACACAAAACUACGCAUGAUUUCUUUACAAAUGGAAAUGAAUGGCAUAGUGGACCCACAAACAAAAGAACGCAUAACAGCUGUUGAAGCAAGAAAGAGGGGAAUCAUUGAUAAAGAAGCCAUGCUUAACAUUUUGAAAAAGCAGGUGGCCUUUGGGGGAAUUAAUCAUCACCUGUCAGGAAUGAGACUUUCCGUGACGGAUGCUGUUAAAUGCGGGCUCGUUGAUCAGGAUAUAGCAAGCGAAUUGAUUGAAGUGGAGAAAGCUUGUCAUCCAAAGACUAUAGAGUCAAUUAAUUUAUCUGAUGCAGCAUCAUUAGAUCUAGAGGACACUCCAUUUGCUUUCAAAACUAAAGAAACUCAAGCCUGGAGUAGAAGCCUUAAGGAGCCGGUAGCUUGCGAAAAUCUGACAUUAACACAAGGUACCAAUCAAGGAAGAACACCUGCACUGACAAAAGCAAUGUCCUCUGAGCAGCAUCGAGGAAUUGUAGAUCCUCAGCAGUGUAGGAUAAUACCUUACUCGGAGCUAAUUAAAAAAGGAAAAAUAGACUUGGAAUCGGGCCAGAGAUAUAUGGAAGCCAGAUAUUUCACGGGUAUCCGAGAUGAACUAACAGGCAAGAACUUAACACUUGCUGAAGCAGCAAAAACGAAGCAAGUGGACCCAGUCGCGGCCAUGAGACUGCUGCAAGCCCAGGCUGACAGUGGUGGGAUUGUAGACACUACCACUGGUGACAGGAUUUCACUGCAAAAAGCUGCACAAUGUGAGCUACUCGAUGAUGAUAUGUUUGAGAUUAUUGUCACAAAUCAGCUUUUGGAUGGAGGAGUAAUUGAUCCACUCACUGGAGAGAGAGUUCCACUCCUUCAAGCGGUUGACAAUGGUCUGAUAAGCCAUAAAAUGGCUGAAGAAAUCCAGUCCAAUGUCGGAUCGACUGGUGAAUAUUCUGAUCCUGACCUGGGUACUAAUAUAGAGAUGGAAAAAUUCAUUACGCCAUUGGUACCAAGUACAUCUUUCGACGGGACACUUUCAAACGAAGGGAGUCAGAUAUUACCUCCAAGAAUGGAGAAGGGCACCCAGUUGAGGAUUAGGGAUGAAAAUCCAGUUAUCAGUUCUAAAAACAAAGUGCCUAAUUCUCAUGACAACCCAGAGUCUCUAUCAUCUGGUCUACUGGUAGAAAAAACACCUGUGACAAAGAAUUCACUAUCCCUGAAGUCUGUUGAUAUGAAAUAUGUAGUAUGUCAGAACAAAGAAAACAUUGAUAUCCCCACUAUGUUAGCCCCUGAAGAAUUGGUGUAUAUGGACAGAGAAACAAACAUAAGCAAUGUGGGACGAAUGGUUGAGGAGGAAAUGGAACUUGAUAAUUAUUCAAAGGAUGGCUUCGACGUUGUGGCGAAUGUGCAAGAUGUUACGAGUUUGGAAAGAACUGAUGAAAGGAUCUUUGCGAAAAGAAAGAAGGAUCAUUCUGCUGAUGAAAAACAAAUGGUGAUUUCUCACGAUGUGAUGGAUGAGAGUGAUCAAGGCAUUAAUUUGACAAUGGAUUGUGGAAUGAACGAAUUCAAGUUAGAUGCAGGGAAACAUACACUGUUAAGUAGGAAAGGACUUCCCGAUUACUUACUGAAGGAAAGUGAGGAAUUGGCUAAUCAAACAAUGAAUGAAGAAAGUUUAGGAGGGAGCAUGUCGAAAAAUAAGGAUGAUGGCAGGAUGCUUUUAAAACAAAUAAAGGAGACCAUUGCAAGAUCAAUUCACAAAGGUUCAGGUGAAUUGCAGUCAUUUGUUGAAAUGGUCCAACAAGUUGGAUGUAAUGAAGAACCAGACGGUAAAGCAAGGGAACUGGGCAAUGUAACUGAAGAUGGAGAAUCAGCAGGUAAAAUGUCAGAAGAUGAAAAUAAACUUUCAACUGUUAGUGAGCGGAAUGUGUUGGUGAUGCCUAUAAAAAGGUCUGAUGACAGUGAAAACAUGGCAAUGCUUUCAGAAGGCAGACAACCAAAUGCCAAAUCCAGAGAUGUAGUCGACUUGAGGAUAAAUGAAAGAUGUGAACCAAUAAAAGUUGCAGAAGAACAAAGAAAAAAUGAAUUGACGGAAUGUAUCCAGCCAAUCUUGGACAAAAAAUUGAACUCUAAUUUUGGAGAGGAGAAUAAAAGCACCCCGAUGAUGAUAAACGAAGACUUCCUGCAGAAACAGAUUGAUGAACCAACAUUUAUGGUCUUGAAUGAACAAGGACGGAUUAUCAACAAAGAUACUGAAAAUGUUAUGGACAAACAAGAAGUAAUACCAGAAAUACAGCCUUUAUGUCAUAAGCAGCAAUGCCUGGAACAUGACAAGAAUCUUGUUUCUUACCUGUCUCAUGUGCUGGAUAUUGAGUUGAGGCUGAAGCAACAGAAGCCAGUCGGUGACAACCUGCCAAGGCUUCUUGAACAAUUGCACGUGGCAAAGGGCUUUGAAGCAGAACUUGAGAAGCUAUCAGUCCAGAUUGACCAAGAGAUGAUAUUGGUUAAGAUACUCGAAGGAUUGCCACAUGUACCUGAUCAAUUACAGAAGGCACUUGAGAAAGACUCGAAAAGCUUGCAGAUCUCAUUUACCUCAGUCUGCGAGCAGUCAAAAGCUUGGCACGGAGCUUUGACAGACGUUCUGGCAACUAAGAAAGAGCUAGAGGGAUCAUCGUCACACACUAAAACAGAUAUUGAUGAAGUGAAUUUUGAUAUUCAACGUUUUAAUACUGAUCAUGCUCAAGCCUCAAGCCCUCAACAAAGCAGCAUGUUGUUGCAUAAACAAUUAGGCGACCCAUUUGGGUCAUUCGGAAACAUUUCUGAAAAUAUUGGGGCAUGGACUUCACCACCAGAUCUUCAGCUUCAGGAUAACGUGUCUGUGGAACCCAAGCAGACGCGACAGGAACAACAGGAGGAAUGCGAGCAGAAACUGGAUGAACUUGGUACAUGGCUGGCCCAGACAGCUAACAUGGUGGCCAGUCACCAGGUGGCAAUUAGCGAGUGUGACUUGCCAGCUCUUCAUGAGCAGCAGAGUGCGAUUCAGGCAUUACAAAAAGACAUGCAAUCACGCGCUGCUGCUAUGGAGGAUGUAAUCAAGGCAACAGAACACUUAUUACAUGAGAAUGAGGGAAAGCUAGGUACUGAAGAAUUGGCAAAAGUUGAAACAAAACUAUUGGAAGUUAAGGCUCAGCACAAAGUCUUGAGUCAAAGUGCCGAGAAACUUCAGAAACAAGUAGACAGUGCCUUAACGAAAGCUGUGCAGCAGGAAACAGAAAAGGCAAAAGCAGAAGAGGAACUUGAAGAAAAUAAGGUAAAGAUCGAUGGUCUGUUGGAGUGGCUGUCAUCCGUGGGGCAGCAGACAGCCACAUAUUACCCUCACAUGCGGCCUCGUGAGGUCAGAGACCGUCUUGGUGAAGAUGAAAUUGAUGCUUUAGGAAAUGGUGUACGGCCACGAGACCGGGACGAUGUAAUGGAUACUCCCACUGGGAAGGGUGGAAACCUGAACCAGCAGCAACAGGCAUUGAAGGAACAUCAUGAAACGUUGCUGUCACAGCAACAAGCGUUUGUAUUGGCGACACAGUCAGCUCAGUCCUUUCUGGAUAAGCAUGGCCACAAUCUUUCACCAGAAGAGAGAAAACAACUGCAGAGUAACUUGAACGAUUUGAAGGAACAGUAUGAGACGGCGCUGUUACAUGCAGACUCUCAGCUGAAAUAUGUUCACGCUUUGCAGGAAGAACUCCAAAAAUUUCAGAAAGAUCAUGGCGAAUUUGAGACCUGGCUAAUUCAGUCUGAGCAUGAACUAGAAGAGAUAAAAGCAGGUGAAAUGGACUCCGAUUCAUUGCAAGUCAAGUUGCAGAAGCAGAAGGGUUUCUCUGAAGAUGUUAUUUCUCACAAAGGAGAUCUAAGAUAUAUCACUAUUUCUGGGCAAAAAGUCUUGGAUGCGGCAGAUGUCUUUGCAGAAGCUAAUGCAAAUGAAGAUUUAAAGAGCCCAAUCGACCCAUCUGUAACCCGCACACUGGUGAAGGAGAAGUUAGAAGAUGCCAAAAAUCGCUACAGCACACUUCAUUCAAAAUGCAAUAAACUUGGCACUCACCUUGCCAAUAUGUUGGAGAAAUAUCAACAUUUCCAUGACAUUGCCAGUGAGCUGAAUUCAUGGCUGGAGAACUCGGAGGCAACUGGAGAUAGGCUUCUGUUGGAAACUAUUUCUUCUGAUCCAGAAAGCUUACAGAAACACCUUGCAGAAAUCAAGGUGCUUCAGGGAGACCUAGCUGAGCAUGAAGUCGGCGUAGAAAAGUUACAAAAAGCAGCAAACUCCUUGAUGUCCUUGGAUGAUGACCUUGUUCCAAACCAAGAUCAAAUUCAACUAACGACAGGUUCCAUCACGCAGAGGUUCAAGAAAUUGUCUACAGUAGUUUCAGAACACAACGAGAAGAUGCAGGUAUCAAUCGCUCAGUCUCAGAGUGUUCAAGAAGGUCUGGAUAAUUUACUGAACUGGCUGGAAGGUGUUGAAAAGAGUUUGAAAAAUCAGGAUAAUUUGCCGUUGUCGUCUGCUGCCAUCCAGGAUUCCCUGGCCCAAAACGCUAAAUUAAAGCAGGAUAUUGCUAGUCAUCAAAGCAGCAUUAACACAAUCCAGGAAAUGGUUCACGGUUUUAUUGAAAAUACAGAUAGAGCAACUGCUUCCUCACUGCAAGAGAAGCUUGAACGGUUGAAUAGCCAAGUGCAAGCGGUGUGCAAUGAGCAACAGGUGAAGGAGGAGAAGCUGAGGAAACUGCUACCUAAAACAGAGCAGUUUGAAAAACUGGUGCAGGAUGUUGGACAGUUCAUCGAAAACAAAUCUCAGAGUCUGGCAGCUGGAGGAGAUCCCAAUGAAGAUAUUGCUCACUUUUCACAGAAAAUACUGGAGGCAAGCACAGAAAUGGUGAAGCAAAGGGAAGACUUACAGGCUCUGCAGCAGCUCGCUGAAGAACUGGCCACAUUUGACAUCUUGACGGAAAAGAAUCAGCUCACGGAGACUGUCAAAGACCUAACCAAAGGGUACAAAAAACUAGAACUGAAUAUUAAGAAGAGGGAGGAAGAGGCAACAUCCUGCCAGCAGUCUCUGAGCGACUUCACUUCCCUGGUUGAGUCGAUUAGAAAAUGGUUAAAGGAAACAGAGACUCGCAUUCCGUGUUUUGAAUCGGCACUUGAGACAGACACAAUCAAGGAACAGAUCCAAGAAGUGGUGGUUCUUUUGGAAGAUUGGUCAGCAAAAUCUCCACAAAUUCAAGAAAUAAACCACAAAGGAACUGAGUUAGAAAGUCUCAUCAUGGAAAUAACAUCUCCAGACACUGCUUUGAACACCAGUAAAACAGGUUCUGUGAUGAUGAAUGGUGGAGUGACUGCGCCUAGUAUGAAUGGGUACCACAGGAGCAAAGAACUUGCAGAAAUCCAGCAGAAUGUCUCUGAUGUGAACCAUAAUUAUAAAAUCCUUGGUAAUACGCUGAAGGAAUGUCAGGACCAUCUAAGCGCCACACUUAACCAAAUGCAAGAGGUCGAGGAAGAGACUGCUUCUAUCAUGAACUGGCUGGAAUCAAAAGAACAGACUUUAACCUCUUUAAGCUCAUCAUCAAUCAAAACUCAAGCUAUGAAAGCACAAGUAGAGCAAAACAAGGUACAUCUGGCUGAGCUUGAACAGAAUUCUGAUAAGAUUAAUAAACUUAAAGAAACAUUGAAAGGUUUACUGAAGAAAAAUCCAGACUCGCCCGAAGCCAAGAAAUGGACGGAAAUGCUGGAAGGAAUAGAGUCAAAGUGGGCUCGUGCUAAUCAGGCAAUAACACAGAGGCAACAAAAACUUGAAGAGUCAGCAGAUCUUCUUUCAACUUUCCAGAGCACAGAAUCACAGCUCAGUCCAUGGUUAUCAGAGAAAGAAUUAAUGAUGAGUGUACUGGGUCCUCUAUCGAUCGAUCCAAACAUGCUGCAUGCUCAGAAACAACAAGUGCAGUUCAUGCUGAAGGAGUUUGAGACCCGCAAACCGCAAUACGAACAACUUAACCAGGCAGCGCAGGGCAUACUCUGUGCUCCCGAUGAUGUGUCUCCGUCUGACAGCCACGUGAGAGACCAGCACAGAGCCAUCAACGACAAGUGGGAGAACCUCACGCAUCAGCUCAGCAGCCGUUCCAAUCAGAUUGAUCAAGCCACCGCCAAGAGUACUGAGUACCACGAGUUACUGCAGCGGCUCAGCGACAGAGUCGGGAUCCUCAACCAUAAACUAAACAGUCAGUCGGUGAUCAGCACACAGCCCGACAUUGUCAAGCAGCAGCUCGAAGAAAUCAGUGAGAUCCGUUCAGAUUUAGAACAGCAGAAGGAACAGAUUGAAGAAGCUCAGAAUCUCUGCGAUGACCUCUCCUCCCUCAUCGGUGAACAGUAUUUGAAGGAUGAGCUUCGUAAGCGGCUAGAUGCGGUCUUGCUGCCAUUUAAUGGUCUCGAGGAGCGAGCAGGUGAUCGCAUAAAUCAACUACAAACAACUCUGGCCAGUUCGCAGCAGUUUCAACAAACCUUUGACGAGCUCAGGCUGUGGCUGGAUGAGAAAUGCAGCGAGCAUUCAAGGAAAUCUCCCGUGUCUGCAAACCUUGACAUUUUACAAUCUCAAAUCAGUGAACAGGAGGAGUUCCAAAAAAGCCUGAAUCAGCAUUCGGGCUCCUAUGAGAUGAUCUUGGGUGAAGGAGAGUCUCUGGUCCGAAGUGCUCAGACAGGUGAAGAAAAGACGAAUCUUCAGAGUCAAUUGUCAACUCUUAAAGGGCAGUGGGAUGAGCUCUGGAAGCAGGCAGCAGGUAGAUAUUCGAAACUCAAAGACUGUGUUCAAAAAGCACAGAAGUACAGGCAGUACAUGGAAGAGCUGCUCCCAUGGAUAGAAGAAUGUGAAUUUAAAGUGGAAGAACUGGGGAUCACCAUUGAUCCAGCACAACUGAACUCCUCCUUAGCUAACGCAAAGGAUCUACAACAUGAUGUGGAAAAACAUCGCUCGCCGCUGGAAAUGAUGAACACUGCCGCUGACAUCCUUGUAGAUUCCUGUCAGGUGGAUGAAGAAGAUAUUAGGGAUGAAAAAACGGACAUAAACCAGAGGAUGGACAUCGUUACAGAACGACUUCAAGCCAAAAGUGAAUCAAUUGAAGAAAUGGCCCAAAGGUUGAAAGAAUUCCAGGAUUCUCUGAAAAGCAUUCAAAUGAAGCUUGAUGGCACUAAACAGCAGCUUGAAAUAUACGAUGCUCUUGGAUCACAGGCCUACAGCAAUAAGAACUUGGAAAAGUUGAGGACUCGUCAGGAAUCGCUUCAGAUCUUGGAGUCGCAGGUAGACUAUCUGAGAGACCUGGCUCAAGGACUGGCAGAAGAUGCCCCUGAUGGUGCAGAUUCUUCACGGCUCCUCCAGCAAGCAGAGUUAGUUCAGCAAGAAUAUGGCAGUGUAAAAGAGAGAGUGAAUGAAAGUUGUUUGGCGAUGGAAAAUAGACUUCAGGGAAUCGGACAUUUCCAGAACCAUAUUCGGGAAAUGUUUUCACAUCUUGCAGACUUGGAUGACGAAUUGGACAGCAUGAGUCCCAUUGGGAGAGACCUAGACAGUCUGCAGUCACAGAUUGAUGACAUUAAGCAGUUUAUCAGCAAACUUAAAGAAUUAAAGAAAGAUAUUGAAAGUUCAGAAGAAAAAUGCAAACAAAUGCUGGAGGAGGAAGGCAGUCCAGAUCUUCAGGGGCUGAAACGAGAACUUGAAGCCUUGAAUAAACAAUGUGGUAAACUGCUUGAACGUGGAAGGAACCGGCAAGAGCAAGUGGAGAUGACUGUGGGACGUGUUGAGGACUUUUAUGAGAAACUCAGAGAAUUAAAUAACCUUCUAACCAAAACUGAAGAGGGCGAGGAAUUGCAAGGAAACGUGGGCACAGAAGUUGACGUUAUCAAUCAACAGCUGGCCAACUUUAAGACGUUUCAAAAGGUUCAGGUGGAUCCUAUACAGUACAAACUUCAGCAGGCCAAUGGAGUGGGUCAGGGUCUUAUUCAGAGUGCUGCAAAGAAUGCGAAUACACAAGGACUGGAACAUGAUCUAGAUGAAACCAAUAUCAGAUGGAACACGCUCAACAAAAAGGUGGCAGAACGUAUCUCUCAGUUACAAGAGGCACUGUUGCAUCGUGGAAAAUUCCAGGAUGCUUUGGAACCUUUACUGAGUUGGCUGACGGAUACUGAAGAUCUAAUUGCCAACCAGAAACCACCUUCAGCGGAAUAUAAAGUGGUGAAGGCGCAAAUACAGGAGCAGAAGCUCCUGCAAAGACUACUGGAUGAUCGCAGGUCCACAGUUGAGAUCAUUAAGGUGGAGGGAGAGAGGAUUGCGGAGUCUGCAGAAACAGCAGAAAAGGAUAAGAUCCAGAAACAACUGCACAAUCUGCGGGGCAGAUGGGACGGUUUACUGAGCAAGGCUGCUGCAAGGCAGCAGCAAUUGGAGGAUAUUUUGGUCAUUGCAAAACAGUUCCAUGAGACGGCAGAGCCGCUCAACGACUGGUUGACCAGUAAAGAGAAAAAACUGGCCAACUCCGAACCUGUAGGAACUCAAACUGCGAAAAUCCAACAGCAAAUUACACGUCAUAAGGCGUUAGAGGAUGACAUCACAAACCAAACGGAGAGCAUACGCCAGGCAGUCGAUAUCGGCCAGUUUCUCAUGACGUUGAGUGCAAAACCAGACCAGGACAUGGUCGAGGACAAAUUGGAGUCUAUCCAGACUCGGUACAGGGAGAUUAGGGACAAGUGCAGCCGAAAGGCUGUCCUGCUCCAGCAAGCCCUUGCCAACGCCAAGAUCUUUGGAGAGGAGGAGGUGGAGGUGUUGAAUUGGCUGGCUGAUGUUCAGGACAAACUAAGUCUGGUGACCAUCAAUGAUUACAAAUCUGACAUCCUGCAUAAACAACACAAAGAGCAGCUGGCUCUGAAUGAUGACAUUAUAUCCCGGAAGAAGAAUGUAGAUCAAGCAGUUAAAAAUGGGCAGGCCCUUCUUAAACAAACCACAGGUGAAGAGGUGAUCAUAAUUCAGGAGAAACUGGAUGGUAUUAAGAGCCGGUAUGCAGAAAUUACUACUUCUAGUUCCAGGGCACUGAAAACGUUAGAGCAGGUUCUGCAACUUGCCACAAAGUUCCAAGCCUUCAAUGAAGAGCUGUGUGGCUGGCUCGAUGCAGUGGAAUCUGAGCUUGCUGCAAGCACGCCACAGUCACCAAUUGGAGAGCAGAUACCACAGCUCCACGAGAGACAGAAGGAGUUGAAGAAGGAAGUGAUGGAAUACAGGCUGGUCCUGGAUACAAUUAAUGAAGUGAGCAAUGCAUUACUGGAGCUAGUGCCGUGGAGAGCACGAGAGGGUCUGGACCGACAGGUGGCAGAAGCCAAUGACCGGUACAAGACGGUCAGUGACACGGUGACACAGAAGGUUGAAGCAAUAGAUGCUGCAAUUCAGAGGUCGCAACAGUAUGAGCAGGCCACUGAUUCCGAGCUCACCUGGGUGGCAGAAACUGUGCGAAAGUUAACAGCCUUGGGUCCAAUAAGGCUGGAACAAGAUCAAACAACAGCUCAACUACAGGUGCAGAAGGCCUUUACAAUCGACAUCAUACGGCACAAGGAUUCUAUAGAUGAGUUGAUAAAUACGCAAGAUGAAAUUCUUAAUACCUGUAGAGAUGAACAAAAGACUGCAUUGCAGGACAAGAUGGACUUAUUGCAGCAGCAAUAUGAGAUGGUCAGUCAGAUGAACACUGAAAGGUACUCCCAACUGGAGAGAGCUCAAGUCCUGAUUAACCAGUUUUGGGAAACCUACGAGGAGCUUUGUCCAUGGCUCGAUGAGACCAGAGCUCUGAUAAUGCAGCUCCCACCACCAGCUGUGGACCAUGAGAUCUUGAAGCAACAACAGGAAGAAAUGAGGCAACUCCGUGAGUCAAUCUCUGAGCACAAGCCUCAUAUUGAUAAGCUAAUGAAGAUUGGGCCUCAGUUGGUGCUGUUGAAUCCAGAUGAAGGCAGAAUGGUUCAUGAGAAACAUACCACGGUUAUGCUAAAAUAA
This is a messenger RNA of Leucoraja erinaceus (little skate), 17705 nucleotides long. RefSeq names its product microtubule-actin cross-linking factor 1-like. NCBI's taxonomy places the organism in Eukaryota, Metazoa, Chordata, Chondrichthyes, Rajiformes, Rajidae. Gene Ontology annotation, cellular component: actin cytoskeleton; membrane; intermediate filament. Bases 336 to 17705 code for a protein of 5789 amino acids. The transcript has 69 exons. The record is from RefSeq and is a predicted model, not a curated record. Gene Ontology annotation, biological process: wound healing; regulation of microtubule-based process; intermediate filament cytoskeleton organization. Gene Ontology annotation, molecular function: cadherin binding; structural molecule activity.